GUCAGCUCUGACUAUAUAGACUGGACAUUCACUCAAUUCUAUAAUGAGCUUUUCAACUGGUAUUUUUCAAGGGACUAUCAUAUAGAUAGAAAGAUUGCAAAAUGCUUCCAAGGUUCUAGACAUGUUCAGGAUUAUACCUUUGAACUACAGAGUCAGUUCAAAAUGUUGAGAGAUGAAUCUGAAUGCACUUAA
Guyanagaster necrorhizus is the source of this 192-nucleotide messenger RNA. RefSeq lists its product as uncharacterized. Lineage: Eukaryota; Fungi; Basidiomycota; Agaricomycetes; Agaricales; Physalacriaceae. The annotation marks the transcript as partial. The transcript has a single exon. The record is from RefSeq and is a predicted model, not a curated record.